AUGAUCUACAACUACUUUGCCUCCAACUUCGGCACCAUCAACAAUAAAAUUAAAUCGGACGGAGGUACAAAAACGUCAAUUAAGUUGUUGAAAAAAGAAUUAAAACAACUUAAAUUCUUGGGCCGCAAUAACCAUCAUUUCGGCAACCAAAUAAAGUCGGUUAGCAAAACGUUGAGAUCGAAGUUAUCGUCAUCAAAAUCUUCCGACUCAACUAAACGACACAACACAACAAGCCAACUCAAACGUCGAUUUUGGUGGUUUUGCAAAAAAGUUUUUAAUUCAACAACAACUUCAUACAGCGUCACCGUCUGCAAAAACUACUUUCACUCCAUCCAAAGCGACACUCACAACAACAAGCAACAGCUGCCAAACUGGAUCCCAAAACUCUGA
Molecule: messenger RNA, 390 nt
Organism: Helobdella robusta
Lineage: Eukaryota; Metazoa; Annelida; Clitellata; Rhynchobdellida; Glossiphoniidae
Exons: 1
Coding region: 1-390 (129 amino acids)
Source: RefSeq, a predicted model, not a curated record